UGCGUUCCGAAAGCCACCGAGAAGGCACUUCGGUAUCUCUGUCCGCGAGCAUUAGUUACGAUCGAGCGAAUUUUUAUUAUAACUCGCGAACGACGUUCGUCCACCGGUGAGAAACGCGCGAUCGCUGUAAGGGCUUCAAAUGCGACCUGAGCGUUUAAAAUAGUCGCCCGUGCGAAGCGUGCGCGUGCCCCGCGCGUGACUGUCAAGCUCCCCUUUACGCCGAGGCUUUAACCUAACAUUGGAAUGAUUUAUGAGCUUUGGUGCUCGGAGACCCGCGGUGCGUGCUGAGGUAAAUUGUUGCGCUCAUUCCCCCCCGUCGUCGACCGGCGGCUUAUCCUCGAUUGAAAUCCGCAGCCCGCGAAAAUGUUGGGGUCAUGAGAAUUGCCGCGUCUCCCCCAGUGGUGUUCAUCUCGUCUCUAUGGCUAAGGGAAAAAUAAGAGGUUCCGACUCCAACAAUAAGAUAACAGCGUCGAAUGCGGCAUUCAAAAAUGGAGAGACGUAUACGUCGGAAUUUGAGAUCAACGAGACGCCACCCAGCGCCAGAACCCUGCUCACCAAGGGCUACACGCAGGAUGAAAUCAAUUCGUUUUCAGGAGCAACUGUGUCGACGCGCGGACGUUUUAUGACGGAGCAAGAGAAGCUGCGCUGUCCAAAUGAGAGGCCGUUGUAUCUUUACAUACAGGGACACACGAAACACAACGUCGAUUUGGCCAUACAAAAGAUCAAUGAAAUUAUUAAGACGGAACAUCAGAGUUCUCUGAACAGGCCGAGCAGGUUUACGAAUGCUCCGCCGCCUCUUAUGAGUUUGCAUUCUGGAGUAACGACUGUGGAGAAGAUUUGCGUUGGUAUCGAGAAUGCGCCACAAGGCUUCGAUUUGCGCGGGCGAAUACUAGGCGUUGGCGAUGCGAAUUUAUUUUAUAUCAGAGGCGAAACCGGGGCGAAUGUCACCCUGCGAGGCAGAGGAUCUCAGUUUAUCGAUCAGAUUUUGAUGGCGGAAUCUCCAGAACCACUUCAUUUGUACAUAGAGCAUCCGAAGCCAGAGGCGCUGCAAAAUGCAAAGCAACUGGCUAUAAACUUAAUUCAAACGAUCCAGUCCGAGUUACAGACCUACAUUCAGCAGCAGCCACCACCAGUACAACCUCAGCAAGUUAUAGAGCAAUCGCAAAUACCGCAGACUCAAUUUCAAACCAUGAAUAUCGGUAGCUUGGGCCAACCAAACGUAGUCGCGAUACAGCAUCAAGAUAUUAUACAGCAUCCGCAAAGUAACGUCGUGACGUUGCCCGCAACAAUUCUUACGGCUACCGUAGCUGGUACCCCAGGACCUGGUGUGUCAGUUCCUCCUCCAGGAGUACAUAUACCGUCUCAUACUGGACCAUUAGUUCCACCGCCACAAGCUCAGGAAAUACAAACUUUUAUGCCACCACCGCCUGUUGGACAAGUACAAUUAAUCGGUCCUCCGUCAACGGUUAGCCAAGUUCAAUAUCAGAUACAUCCUGGCCAGCCGUUACAAAUCCAGGGAAUUCAACCGGGAUCGCAGUCCUCGCCGCAGCCCGUAGCGCAAAUGUACGUCAUGAGUCAACCGCCGCCGCAGAAUCCCGCGCAGCAGAGCUUCAUAACGAGCAGCAACGCGCCGGUGAGCGGGGCGGUGUCGUAUGUAUAUACGCAGCCGAACGUGCAGAGGCCCGCUACGCCGUCCCAAGGGAUUAUCGAAACCGUUAAUGUCAAUUUGCAACAACCCCCUCCGGCGGCGCCGCUCAAUAUAACGCAGCAGCCGCCGCCGCCGUUGUUGCACCUGCAUUUUCCGCCGCCGAACUUCCCACCGAAUCAGCCGCCUCCUCCCGUCCCGCAGACCUAUCAGAUACAGUAUCAACAGGUGCAAGCAUCCGCGUCCCAGCCGCAGACGCAGUUCGUCUUGCAGCCCGGCGAGCAUAUCGUUCCACCUCAGUUGCAGCAGAAUCACGAACAGUCUCAAGCUGUCGCUCAGCACAUAAUACCUCCGCAAUUCGACGGUCACGCACCGCCGUUCCAUUUGCAAGUACCUCCGCCACCGUCCGCGCAGACUUUCCUGGUACCUAACGCUCAGUCCCCUCAACAUCAUCCGCAACCGCCGCUACCUCCCGGCGGUGAGAUGCAGCAUCAGCAGGAGGGCCCGGUGGAGCAGGGGCCGCUGCCGCAGCCGGUGCCCCCUCCGCAAAUAGUGCCGCCGCCGUCAAUCGGCCAGAUGCCGAAUUCCAUGAAUAUUCUUACCAGCGUGCCACCUCCGAGCCAACCGCCUCCACCGCAAAAUGCCCCGUGGCUGUACCAGGCUCAGCAGCCACAGCAGAUGCCGCAACCGCAAGGGCAAUUGCAGAUGCAGAUGCCGCCGCAGAAUAUGCCUCUUCAUAACGUACCCCCACCGCAAGUUCAAGCUCAAAUACAGUAUCACCCUCAACACAUACAAUAUCAAAACGGUCAUAUACCGACGCAGGUGCAUUACACGAUGCACCCGCCGCAUCAGCAAUUCGAGCAGAAACCCGAUUCGCCGGAGCAGCAAAAGCCGCACGGAGUAAAGAGGAGGUUUUCGGACGUUGAGGGAGGUCAGGAACCAUCACCGCCGCCACCACCGUACCAAUGUGCUCCGUUACCUGCGCAACGGCACGGCACAGGAGAAGGUGAUCGACAACAGCAAGUCUUACAUGGUCUUACACCAUCACCCACACCAGCCGGUCUGCCACAUGGAGAUCGAAACAAGAUGCUAAUGCCACCUCCACAUCCAGGUGAGAAACGGAACUUGGACCAGAAGCCCGCAGGACUAUCUUCAGGAAAUGAUCAAAACGUAAUUGCGGAAUCUGGAAAUAUUCAUGUCGGCAACGGUCCACCUCUACCGCCUCCACUUUCGCCUCAGGCGCCGUGGCAGAAUCAUCACGUGAGGGUUCCUUGGGGUAGACCACCGCCGAUUCCAAGGGAAGGGGAACCCCCCUCCGUUUGUCCUGGAUUACCUCCUAUUAACAUGCCUCCACCUCAGAUUAGGCCACGAGGUCCCGCUGACGGUAACCGCUCCCCCACUCAGAAUGCUGUGUUAGAGCAGCCGUUGAACAUCGAGUACAAUCAAAUGCCGCCCUACACGACGAAACCGCCACCUUACAAUGCACAUCCAUUGAUGCAGUCAAUCUGCAAUCCGCCGCCACCGCCGCCGCCGCAUCACCAACAACCGCGGCCGCAGCAUCCUCCGCAAACGGUGCAGCACUACCAGGUGCCAAUCUCUCAGACAUAUCAGCCACCGACGUCCUGUCCGCCGUGGAUGAACUGAAAGUAGUAAAACCACACGGGCGGCGUUUCUCGUUCUGUUUAUUGUAUCUUGACGAUUUGACGAAAGUGACGCUAUUUCAAUUGGUGACAUGAUAACAGAGCGACGAUAACGGCAAGGAUCUGAUUGCAAAUGAAUAGUUGGAACUGCAUUGUGUUAUUUGCACUCAAUUGUGUGUUCCUUAGAACAGUUCUUAUAAUUUAAUGAUCUAUCUCGAGGAGGGAGAAUACUGAACAGUGUGUAAAAAUUUGUAAAAAUGUUAAAGAUUAUUUAUACUGUAUAAUUUUAAUUGUGUACACUAAGAGAGCUAAUGAGCGAAUGACAAAGAAAGGAUAAAGGGAGGCAUGGGGAGAGAGAGUGUGUACGUGUGUGUGUGUGUGUGUAUGCGCUAGUGAGAGAAAAAGAGAGAAUGUGAAUAACGCCGUGUUGGCGCGAUAGUUACUUAUUAAUUGUAGAGCUUAUUUUGAGGAAAUGUGUUUGUAAAGCAUAUAUUCCUGGAAGGCAGAAUAAUAGUGUUAUUAUUUCGAUUAAACAGUUCUACCAUCGCACGCUCGAGGAUCACUCGUCUCGCAUACUCUCAUGCGAGUGAUAAAAUCCAUGUUGCAUAUUUCCUCUCGAUGAAACUGUACCAUCUCUCCAUUUACUUCUCGGUAGAUACGUAACAUGUAUAACAAUGUAUGCAGUUUUUUAUGCAAAGCCAAUAAUAAAUCGUUAUUGCCAAUUGA
Messenger RNA from Vollenhovia emeryi, 4011 nucleotides. RefSeq names its product extensin-like. Lineage: Eukaryota; Metazoa; Arthropoda; Insecta; Hymenoptera; Formicidae. Gene Ontology annotation, molecular function: RNA binding. The record is from RefSeq and is a predicted model, not a curated record. The transcript is spliced from 15 exons. The coding region runs from base 251 to 3289 and encodes 1012 amino acids. Gene Ontology annotation, cellular component: nucleus.